Messenger RNA from Saccharomycopsis crataegensis, 819 nucleotides. It is a transcript of the gene RPP1, whose product is annotated as RNA-binding RNA processing protein RPP1. Lineage: Eukaryota; Fungi; Ascomycota; Saccharomycetes; Ascoideales; Saccharomycopsidaceae. Gene Ontology annotation, molecular function: RNA binding. The record is from RefSeq and is a predicted model, not a curated record. The coding region runs from base 1 to 819 and encodes 272 amino acids. Gene Ontology annotation, biological process: tRNA processing. The transcript has a single exon. Gene Ontology annotation, cellular component: nucleolar ribonuclease P complex.
AUGCUCUUUGAUCUCAACAUCCCUUGGCCCCUGACAACCUACGCCGCUCCUCUGGCCCUGGAAAUCGCCGCCUUAAAAUCUAUAUUGGCAAUGCUCCAGCACCUCCAAUACACUCACAUCGCCCUCAACUUUCAACUCGACCCGUCGCUAAAGCUCACCAAGAAAGACUUUGCGAAAAAAUCGCCCAACCCCAUUGAUCUAUCGCUUUUUGAACACCAAUUCAACUUGAAAAUAUACACCAGAAUCACCUUGACCCUCCACGACCCUGCAGACUUCCCGGGACUCAAGCUCUUCUCCGAUCAUUUCGAUCUCAUCGCCAUCAAACCUUUAAAUGACCGGGCGUUACUGGUGGCCAUCACCAACUUCGACUUCGAUAUAAUAUCGUUCAAUUACAAGGAAAACUUAAAGUAUUGGCUCAGAAACAAGGCGGUCCACAGCGGGGCAGCAAAGGGGAAAUAUUUCGAAAUCGUGUACGCCCCAGUAUUACAACCCGACACCAGGAAAAACUUCUUAUCGGUGUGUAAAAACCUUGUUAGGGCCUCAAGAUCCCAAGGAAUCCUCAUCAGUAGUGGGGCAGAGCGUUCAGUGCAAGUGAAAACAAAAUUGGAUCUUCAAAUAAUGUGCAAAAUCAUCAAUAUUGCUCCGCAUCGCGUGGCACAGAUCAUCAAUGAAAACCCUUCCAAAGUGAUGAUCCUGGGCCGUUUAAGAAAUCAAAGCUAUAAACAAUCAGUUGCCAUGGGUUCUGAUAUCCUUGAAACUAAAAAACAUAAAAUAGAUGAUGAUGAAAUUGCCGUGUUGAGAAAACUACAGAAAAAGUAA